Sinocyclocheilus anshuiensis is the source of this 619-nucleotide messenger RNA. RefSeq names its product histone H2A.V-like. The coding region runs from base 1 to 315 and encodes 104 amino acids. Gene Ontology annotation, molecular function: DNA binding; protein heterodimerization activity; structural constituent of chromatin. Lineage: Eukaryota; Metazoa; Chordata; Actinopteri; Cypriniformes; Cyprinidae. Gene Ontology annotation, cellular component: nucleosome. The record is from RefSeq and is a predicted model, not a curated record. The transcript is spliced from 3 exons.
AUGUUUCAGUUCCCUGUAGGUCGUAUCCACAGGCACCUGAAGACCCGAACUACCAGCCAUGGUCGUGUUGGAGCUACAGCAGCGGUGUACAGCGCCGCUAUCUUGGAGUACCUGACUGCUGAGGUUUUGGAGUUGGCUGGUAAUGCCUCCAAGGAUCUGAAGGUGAAGCGUAUCACUCCAAGGCAUUUACAGCUGGCCAUCCGUGGUGAUGAGGAGUUGGACUCGCUUAUCAAAGCUACUAUUGCUGGCGGAGGUGUGAUUCCACACAUCCACAAGUCACUGAUUGGAAAGAAGGGCCAGCAGAAAACUGUAUAAAUGCAUUGAUGUUCGAUUCUGUCUUUGUCUAGAAAACGGCAAUCAGCAUUGAGAGAGCAGUUGCUUUUGUUACAUUUCCCCAUUUGUUUGGUUAUGUUUGGUAAGCGUAGUUUAACAUAACAAUGGUUAGAGUUUGACAUACUAUAUUCAUGAUAAUUAACGGGGAGGGGGUGUUACAUGUUGUGGGGUAAGGAAAUGUAAUCAUGGUUUUUGUUUAGUUGGGUUAAGGAAUGGGUUUUGUGAGGUUUGGGUUUCAUUAUUGGCUUUUUAAAAUCUGUUUUAUACAUUAAAAGAUUUUUUUUUU